AUGAUAGUAGAGAACUUUGGCAAGAUGGGGCAAAGUUGGUGGUCCGCGAGUCGUCGGCAAACCUUGUAUUCUCCGCUGCAAGUUCUAGACCUCCUUGAAACUAAGCGGGAAGAAUCCGAUGCGCUGGCUGUGGGAGGGGUUGUGAGACAGCCCCCGCUCGAUGCCUCCAGUGAGAGGGGGUUGUUGGUUGGGAAGAUCUCCACAUGGGGAACCGAUAACCCGGAAGCGGAUGGAAACCGAAUUCUAAAAGAAGUCAAAGGAGUUAAGCGUGAUGAAAUGCGGUCAGUUCGUGUAGAGUUGUCAGUCUGCCAAUUCAAGCUGAUUCUGGUCACAUCCCGAAAUCAACUGGUCCAAUCGAGCGCCAGUGCAAUGUUCUAG
Messenger RNA from Chaetomium globosum CBS 148.51, 378 nucleotides. RefSeq lists its product as uncharacterized. Bases 1 to 378 code for a protein of 125 amino acids. The record is from RefSeq and is a predicted model, not a curated record. NCBI's taxonomy places the organism in Eukaryota, Fungi, Ascomycota, Sordariomycetes, Sordariales, Chaetomiaceae. The transcript has 3 exons.